Messenger RNA from Pocillopora verrucosa, 5724 nucleotides. Its product is annotated as myosin-IIIb. Gene Ontology annotation, molecular function: protein binding; protein serine/threonine kinase activity; ATP binding. Gene Ontology annotation, cellular component: myosin complex. The record is from RefSeq and is a predicted model, not a curated record. Gene Ontology annotation, biological process: regulation of actin filament length; peptidyl-serine phosphorylation. NCBI's taxonomy places the organism in Eukaryota, Metazoa, Cnidaria, Anthozoa, Scleractinia, Pocilloporidae.
UUCAAGUUAUACUCUUAUAAAGUGGUCGACAGAUUUGUAGCUAGGUUCCUUUACUCUUGCGGUUUUUAGUCAUUCCAAAUUGUAACUUUCCAACAAAUUCUACUUUCAUUCAAGAUGUCUGACACUGCUUAAUAAGUAGCCAUGCCGAAGCGAAAAAGUAAGCACAGGGAAGAUGAUUCUAAAAGCAUGGAAGAACAACAAGGUGCUUCCUCGGGAGCCGACAAGUUCAGCUACAUUGGACCGGCUACUGAGAAACCUAUGAUGGGAAAGAGCGCCGAUAGUCUUAAAGAACUCGGUCCGCCGACGGAUUGGGAAUUGGUUGAUAGGAUCGGGGAAGGUACUUAUGGAGAGGUUUUCACAGCAAGGAACAAAAUUUCGGGCGAAAUAGCAGCGGCGAAGGUUAUAGAUUCUAUUCACGAGAAAAUUGAAGAAGUUCUUCCAGAGCUGGAUAUCUUGUCAAAGUAUUCUACUCAUUCAAACAUCGCUGAAUUUCAUGGCGCUUUCAUGAACGUCGAUACGAAACGACAUGAUCAAUUAUGGCUAGUGAUGGAGCUGUGCCGCGGCGGAUCAGUGACAAACCUUGUGAAGAGCUUGAGGAAGAAGGGAAAAUAUCUUGAAGAAGACCUGAUAGCCUACAUCCUCUAUGAAACUCUAAAGGGAAUUGAACAUCUUCAUAGGCAUAAUGUGAUGCACAGAGACAUCAAAGGCCCUAAUGUGAUGUUAACAAACAGAGCUGAAAUCAGAUUAAUUGACUUUGGUGUUUCAGCUGAGCUAUCAAACAUCCUAAUGAGGCGCAACUCAUCAGUAGGUACUCCAUUUUGGAUGGCCCCCGAAGUCAUUGCCUGUGAGCAGCAGCUUGACUACAGUUAUGAUGUCCGCUGUGACAUCUGGUCUCUUGGAAUUACAGCUAUUGAACUUGCAGAUGGAACCACGCCACUCUCUGAUCAACAUCCUAUGCGAGCACUUUUUAAAAUUCCUAGGAGCAAGUCACCGUCUAUGAAAAAUCCAGAGAGGUGGUCGCAUGAAUACAGAGACUUUAUUGCAAAGUGCCUGGUGAAAGAUUUCGAGGCUAGAGCUCAUGCCAGUGAUAUGUUAAGUCAUGUAUUUGUCAGAUGGGUAGCAGACAAGAGAGAUGCUCUACGCAGAAAGUUGAUGAGUUUGAUGGAUGGGCAGUACCAAGGUCAAGAUGGGAUUAUGGUUGAAGCCACGAAAGAGAGAGAUCAUGAUGAGCUGCCAAGUCCCUCAGCUGCGCAAAAGCAAAAGCCUCAACGCAGCAAACAGAUGCAGCAGGUUGAUAACCUAGCAGAGUUAGGAAGUCUGACUGAGGACAUUAUUCUCAGCCAUCUUCUGGAAAGAUAUCUAAAUAAUCAGAUAUACACGUACAUUGGUGACAUACUUAUAGCUGUUAAUCCGCUGCAGACUCUCAACCUGUACGAACCAGAAAUUGCAAAAAAGUAUAAAAACUCCCAGAAGAGUGCUUUGCCGCCUCAUAUUUUCAUGGUAGCUGAUAUGACACACCAGGCUAUGAUACACAAUAAGAACCCUCAGUGUUGCUUGAUUAGCGGGGAGAGUGGAGCAGGCAAAACAGUGUCAGCCGACUACCUUGUGCGACAUUUAGCUGAACUUGGAAAGGCUGGAAACAGAACACUUGAAGAGAAGAUCCUUCAGGUCAAUCCCCUCAUGGAAGCUUUGGGAAAUGCACAGACAGUGAUCAAUGAAAACUCCAGCAGAUUUGGGAAAUACUUAGAACUCCAUUUCACACCUAAUGGAGCCCUGAGAGGAGGAAUGCUAUCAGAGUACCUGUUGGAAAAAUCCAGAGUUGUUUCACAAUCAAGAGGAGAAAGGAACUUUCACAUAUUUUAUUACAUGAUCGCUGGUCUGGCAUAUAACAAGAAACUGGAGAAAUAUUCCUUUAAGCUUUAUUCGCAGCACAACUACCUCCAAACAGGAGGGCGAAACCUUCAAGACUUGGUAUGCACUCUUGGAAACAGACGGAAGUUUGAAGAGGUUCAAAGAUGCUUUGACAUCAUUGGCUUCAGUCAUGAGGAAGUGUCACAGUUGUUUUCAAUACUGGCUGCCAUCAUUCAUCUCGGAGACAUUCACUUCACGGAAGACGAGUCAGUUUCGCAUCUGAGCGACAAGAGUAUGGUUAGCAAUCCUCAAGUUCUACUCAUAGUUUCUUCAUUGUUGGGGAUUAAUGCAGUGGAACUCAGAGAUGCAUUGACAACAAAUAGCAAUGUAACAAGAGGAGAGACUAUAGUUAGGAACAACUCUGUCGAUCAAGCAGUUGAUUAUCGCGACGGAAUGGCUAAAGCACUGUACGGCAAGCUAUUUAGUUGGAUUGUUCACCGAAUAAACGCUUUAUUGAGGACAGAGAGAGCACGGCCAGUAGAAAACGAUUACAGAAUAGGAAUACUGGAUAUCUUUGGUUUUGAAAAUUUCAAACGCAAUUCGUUUGAACAGCUGUGCAUAAACAUUGCUAAUGAGCAGAUCCAGUUCUACUUCAACCAGCAAAUUUUCUCAUGGGAGUUGGAAGAAUACCGCUCUGAAGGGAUAUCUCUUGAACGGAUCUCAUUCACUGACAACCGACCUGUUCUGGAUAUGUUUCUGCAGAAACCCAUCGGUCUGCUCGCUCUGUUAGACGAGGAAAGUCGUUUUCCAAGAGCUACAGACUUCACACUCGUGGAAAAAUUCAACAAGAACAUUGAUUGUGUACACUACGAGCAACCGAAAGAGAAUGAUGUUUUUCCUUCGUUUGUCAUUGCACAUUAUGCUGGGCGGGUGAAAUACGAUGCAACCAACUUUCUGGAAAAGAACCGCGACACUCUCUCUCCCGACAUCAUACAAGUGUUGAGAUCAAGCGAUAACCGCCUCGUGCGCACGCUCAUGCAGCAUCCAUUGGCUCGAUCAGGUGUAAGCGUGAAGAAAAACAGUUCUCAGCCUCCCAUGUUCCAGGUGGAGAAAGACAAGAAACUGAACGGCCUUCUGAGCUUGCCAGAAACCAAGCAGAGUCCUCUAUUAGAAUCUAACACCACAUCUCGAUGGCAACAAACAGUCUCUGUUCACUUCAGGUAUUCACUUCGUGAUUUGCUAGCCAAACUUUUACCCGCGGAAUCUCACUUUGUGCGGUGUAUCAGACCAAAUGAACAGAUGAUUGCGGGCAGAUUUGACCAGGAAAAGGUCCAAACCCAACUCAGAUACACUGGUGUGUUAGAAACCACCAGAAUUCGUCAGCAGGGAUAUUCGGAGAGAAUCACGUUUGCAGAAUUCGUGAAAAGAUACCAAGUGAUUGCCUACCCCCUGCACAAGAGAGCGCCAUGUGACGCUGCAGCCUGUACAGAGAUCUUGAGAAAAAGUAAAAUACAAAAGUGGCUCAUCGGGCGAACGAAAGUGUUCCUCAAAUAUUAUCAUGUAGAGGAGCUUGCUAUGCUUCUGGAAAUAUACAGGAAGAAGGUUAUUACUAUACAGAGAGUCGUCCGAGGGUGGUUAGUUCGCAGACAGUAUGAGUCAGUCAGGCGGCGAAGACAUCAGGCAGCAACAGUCAUUCAGAAACAUUCGCGUGGUUACCUAGCCAGGAAGCAUCAUCAACAGGAAAUGAAUAAGAAACACUUUGCAGCUUGCGUCAUUCAGAGAGCUUAUCGUCGUCUGGUUCAACGAAGAAGAUUCACUUGGUGGCUGAAAUGGUACAAUGUUCAACAGAGAAGAAAAGCCAAAAGUGCCAUCAAAAUACAAGCUGUGGUGCGUGGUUAUCUAGCGAGGAAACACUAUCGGCGCCUGCGUCGACUGAGAAUCGAAAUGGCCAUCAAACUCCAAGCAGUGUAUCGUGGGCGCCUCCUGAGAAAGAACUACGCAGAUAUUAGAAGAAAACAGAAAGUGUUAAAAUUUCGACAUAUGGCCAAGGUUAGAGCAGUGGUUCGACUUCAGUCAGCGUUUCGCGGUUACAAAGCCCGCAAAUACGUUUCCGAGCUAAAAUCAGAAGCAGAUAAAAGGGAAACAAAUAUGAUUUACUUCUUCCAACAAGUGGAAGAUUCGUCGGACAGUUUUUUCAGAGCCCAGAAGGGUCAUAAGAGGGCGAAUAUCAAAAUGGACCGUGUUGUUGUCAAAGAAGGAAAGCACCAGGACCCUACAGAGUUCUGGUCAACCCCGAAAGAUGACGAAGAAGCAGUGGCCUCGCAGCAAGAGACGCAGACUAUUUUCUUCAUCCAACAGGCAAAUACGUCGUGGGCAACUCUACUGGAUCACUCCAAAAAACACCAACCCUCAGUACCACGCGGCCCACAGAGUCAAGUGAGACCACCCAUGCGCAAACAUGACCAGGCCCCUGCCAGCGAUUCCCCUCGUGUACCACAAAGACGAAGUUUUGAAAUUCGGCCAAAAGAAGUCUUGUUAGCUGAGAUGCAGAAUAAGGAGUCGCCACGAAGUAGUCGCAAUUACAGGAAAGAGGUUUGGUCUGCGGGAGACGAAACAUACUUUAGGCAGUUUGCGGAUGAAAGAUUGAAGAAAGAUUCUAAAGAUCAAGGACGUCGUAUCCAAGACAUGUUAUCUAUCGUGGAAGGAAGUCCGUCUGAUACUGAUGAGGGGAAAGACAAGCCUGUUAAAGAAACGAUAAAGCCGACUCCUCGAGUAGCAAGGGCUAAAAGUUUCUUUGAAAAUCAAGAUCAACCGCCAGAACCUAAGCCCAUCGUUAGAAGAACAACGAGUAAUGAAUGGAAGCCAAAACCUGCUCCUCAGGAAUCUGCUAAAAAGCCUGUAUCUCCACCAGCAGCCCGAGAAAAACCUGCUUACGUGAAACCGAAACCUAAGGAGCCUCAAAACCAAGCGGAUCUAGUAAAAAUUGCUUUAGCUCAGCAGGCUGGACCGGUCAAACCGGAUUUACAGCGCAGACCACGCUCAAUCUCUGCACCUCCUCAAGAAUCGCCUCGUAUUCCUCCACCCGAUUAUAAACUACCUCGAGGAAAACUCGGAUAUCUACGUCACGUGACUCCAGGACCUAAACGAGUGUUGCCAGAGAACUUUCACGUAGAAGAUAUUAAUUUGAGACACAUUUAUCGCUCCAACCCGUCCACUCCAACCCAAACCCCUCGUUACUCUCACCUCCUGCGGAAGACUGGGAAGAGAGGAGAACUGGGAAUAGCAGAUGACGAUGACAAUAGUGACGUAACUCGCAUAUCUUUUAAUGUGCCUUUGAUUGGUGUGACAUGAAAGUAAAGCUUGCGGAUUCAAAGUCCUUAAAAGCUUUUUUCAGCCUAAUCCUAACCGGGAAGGGAUGUUACAGUUAAGUUCCCCUUACAAUGAACAAUACUUUAUCUUGUUAACCCAGCCAAAGGGUUAUAUUUAUUGAAUUUACAAGGGAAUGUGAUGCAAUAUCAGAGGCAGAAUAAGCAAUGAGAUAUUAAUGAAAGAAGAAACAAGGAAAAUGUAAAAAUCAAAAAUUGGUAAAGUUUAGUUCGUUAAUCAUAAAGCCCUUUCCAAAGACCUCAACAGUCUCUAAAGUGAACCGGGAGAAUUGUAAUGUACUGUAUUUAAACAGGAAGAGAAAGAUAUUAAAUAUAUUUAUGCUUAUUUAGGGAUUAAAUUAACCCCAAAGUCUUCUCGUUGAAAGGACAGUUACUAUCUUAAUGCUUGUGCAGUGAAAGUUCUUGUUAUAGUGAAUUACAGUACUUAUUAAACAGCCACAUCAUAAAACAGUCGCAUCAGGGCCACAGACGUUCUUUCGGGUCACCA